Molecule: messenger RNA, 1003 nt
Organism: Teleopsis dalmanni
Lineage: Eukaryota; Metazoa; Arthropoda; Insecta; Diptera; Diopsidae
Exons: 4
Coding region: 185-976 (263 amino acids)
Source: RefSeq, a predicted model, not a curated record
UAUGCGGCAGGACUAAAAAAAUGCCAAUAAAAAGGAUUUUAUUAGAAAUGUUCGAAACACUUGUUGCGUUUGUAAAGUGAAAUUAAUUUUAUUAAUUGAAAACAAAGGAAACUCAAAGCAAAUACUCAGUGCAAUUAUUGUUUUCAUUGUGAAGUGUGAAAAUUACAUUCGCUUUGAUUAAACAAUGCCGGAAAAUAAAUUAAUAUUAUUUUUCGCUACUUUUUUUAUAAUUUGUUGUGUUAAUUCAGCGCAAGAUGCUAAGUUGGCGGUUAAUAGCAAUACAACGACAACACAUAAUGCCACCGUUUUGGUGCACAAAUGUGGCGAUUCCAAGAAGAUGGUAGAUGAAUGUUUCAAUGAUUUGCCGCCACAUUUAAUGGAAUUUUUGCAAUCGACAAAAAUUGCCAUUAACGAGGAUGAAAUAACAUCGAAGUGCACUGUUUUCGAUCGCGGUAUGAAAUGCUUUGAUGAAUACACCGCCAAUUGCUUACCCGAUAAGAAUUUGUUGAUUUUCAAGAAUAAUGUUGAAGGCGCAAAGAACUUUUUCAAAAAAUUUUGUGGAGAUCGCGAUUUUCAAAGAGAUUAUUUACGACAUAAGGACUGUUUUUCCUACAUACAGGAUGAUUGGAAACGCUGCACAAGGAAUUUUCAAAAUAUAUUGGCUGAUGAACUGCAAAUGGAAAGUACAAAUGUAACCAAUAAAUUUAUGGAGUUUUGUUGUGCUCGAUACGCCUAUGAGAACUGUAUCUACAGCAGCGCACGUUACAAAUGCUAUAAGAACUCGGCUAAGUUCGCACGUGAUACGGCAAAAAUGUUGUCUGAUGAAAAACACUUCAGCAGUUGCCGGCAAUACGAGAACGCCUUGUGUAACGCUGGUCACAAUUAUCGACUUGGAGGACAAUGGCCAUUGAUGCUGGGAAUGCUUUGGUUAUUGCUGUUGUGUACAUACGUUGGUUUAUGCAACAAUUGUAAAUAAAUCAAUAUCCAAUUAAUGGAGUAUAUU